UUGGCUGAUGAGUGGCGGUCAAUGGAGGUUGCCGUAACGCACUCCACAGCCUGCCAGUAAUCAAUCGCGUGGGGUGAACUAAUACGUGAAAAUAUAUGCCGAUUACCGCUCAGGAUAUGAGUAGAUCAACCGGGAGACGAAUUCAAUUUUCGACGGGUCGCAUGAACAUUGUACAGCCAGUCCCAGCCGCCUGGUAUUCAGGCAGAUGCCGUCAUUGCAGAAUCCACCACCAUGCGGUCUUACUCGCGGCUUGUGGCAAUAUAUCCAACGCGUAUAAACACACAGUCUACUAUCCCCCACUUCCCGACGUGUUGCAUUUGGAUAUAGUGUGGAUAUGGGCGGGAAGCUCACUGAGAUAGUUGAUAAAACUCAUUCAACAGGCCGUAGGAGGAUAUGCGGGCAUCCACCGUUACAUAUACCGGUCCCUCAUCUUCUAAUUACGUAGGAUGAAC
Molecule: messenger RNA, 452 nt
Organism: Aspergillus campestris IBT 28561
Lineage: Eukaryota; Fungi; Ascomycota; Eurotiomycetes; Eurotiales; Aspergillaceae
Exons: 1
Coding region: 96-359 (87 amino acids)
Source: RefSeq, a predicted model, not a curated record